AUGUCUAUAGCAGCGCCCAUAAUCACAUUCAAGGCGGGAAUCUGCGAUCUCGAUACUUCUGCCAACCCUCCCCAAGUUAAGCCCAAAUCAACUCCAGGUUAUAUUUAUCUCUACUCAGAAGAUGAUCUUAUCCACUUCUGCUGGCGGCCUCGAUCUGCUGCACUUACGGAUCCUGAGCUGGACUUAGUAAUGGUGCCAUCCGACGGUACUUUCACUCCGUACCGUUCUACCCAAGAAAACACUCGGGCGCCCACGAACGGGCGUAUCUAUGUCUUAAAGUUUUCUUCCAGCUCACAGCGAUAUCUUUUCUGGCUACAAUCGAAGAGCCAGAACGAGCGUGAUCUUGCAUAUUUCAGCCCCCGAGACUUGAAAUUAGGAGAGAUUGUGAAUACUCUUUUGCAAGGAGAGGAAGUUGAUGUACAGACGGAAAUUGCCAACCUGCCCUCGAACGAAAGCGGUGGAGAUGAUGGCGAUGACGAUGCCACUAUGGAAGAUGUAGAAGGAUCGCACCACACCAGUGAUCAUCACGGUGGACACGGCAGCGGCGGCGCUGGUUUCGACGCAACGGGCGGCGACAUUCGCGAGGAAGGUGAAGAGUCCCGUGAAGGGGGUGCAGAUGGUGGCCGAGCGGCUUCUGCUGGUCAGACGGACGCAUCCUCGGUGAUCCAAGGUCUUUUAAACUCUCUUCAAGGAGGAAACCAGCACACUCAGUCUCAAAGCGAAGAAUACCUUUACACCACGCUCGCCGACUUGCUGUCGCCUUCAUCAACAAUUCCGAUGAUUGAAUCCGCCGAUGACGACCAAGUCGACAACUUACUGAACUUUCUCCCGCCGGCGCUUCUUCUUUUAGCGCAGAACAUUGAUGACAUACCUGCGUCCGACAUCAAUGCAGAGACGGCGCAGGCGGUUCUUCUAUCUCUCGAUCUGCAGCAGAAGAGAGAUAUCUUACGACGUGUGUUGCGCUCCCCACAGUUCACUCAAAGCUUGGGCAGUCUUACUGUUGCUAUCCGUGACGGCGGCUUGCCUAGUAUCAGCGAGGCACUGAAGGUUCCAGUGGAAAAUGGAGGGUUUGUUCGAAGGGGGGGUGUUCCUCUAGGGGGAGGAGUGGCAGUUGAGGCAUUUAUGGAAGGAAUCCGCAAGCAAGUUACGGAAAAGCCUUCUGGCAGUCGCGGAGAUACUAUGGAGACUGAUUAG
Molecule: messenger RNA, 1194 nt
Organism: Talaromyces amestolkiae
Lineage: Eukaryota; Fungi; Ascomycota; Eurotiomycetes; Eurotiales; Trichocomaceae
Exons: 3
Coding region: 1-1194 (397 amino acids)
Biological process (GO): ubiquitin-dependent protein catabolic process
Cellular component (GO): proteasome regulatory particle, lid subcomplex; cytoplasm; nucleus
Molecular function (GO): proteasome binding; endopeptidase activator activity; ubiquitin binding
Source: RefSeq, a predicted model, not a curated record